This is a messenger RNA of Akanthomyces muscarius, 1206 nucleotides long. RefSeq lists its product as uncharacterized. The record is from RefSeq and is a predicted model, not a curated record. Gene Ontology annotation, cellular component: chromatin. Gene Ontology annotation, molecular function: zinc ion binding; DNA-binding transcription factor activity, RNA polymerase II-specific; RNA polymerase II cis-regulatory region sequence-specific DNA binding. NCBI's taxonomy places the organism in Eukaryota, Fungi, Ascomycota, Sordariomycetes, Hypocreales, Cordycipitaceae. Gene Ontology annotation, biological process: DNA-templated transcription; regulation of transcription by RNA polymerase II. The transcript is spliced from 5 exons. The coding region runs from base 1 to 1206 and encodes 401 amino acids.
AUGCCGUUUCUGCAGCAAAUAUUUGAUCCUCACACACUCACCAUGCAGCAUUAUUUGAAUGUCGGCAACAAUGACGGAUCAUUCAACGAAAAUGUCCCCGACUCAGAGAGUGCGCCAGAUUACUCCGCGGACCCCGCACGGGACAUUGGCGACACCCUCGCACUGCUGCCAACCGAACACACCGCGAUCCUGGACGAGGCAAUCGGAGCAUUCACACCAGACGAGGAUUUUGAGAUGCUGUUUCUCUCGGCUCCGUCCCCAAUACCUGCCCUGACAGAAGCUGGUUGUGAAGUAUUGGUUGCAAAAGCGGCCUUGCUCGCGAAAGGUUUAGAAGCGCUCCAUUACAAGCUUCAAGCCAUCGACCCAGCGUUUGCCGGACCCCAUGACAUUGGCAAAGUUGGUCAAGUAUUCUGUGCAGAGAAAAUUAAAUUUUUUGCUUCUGCAUUCUUCCGCUUGACGCACGUUCACUUCCCUUUGGUGCACUAUCCCACGUUUGGCGUCCCAGAGUCAUCAGCCUUUUUAAUCCUCGCGGUCACUAUAUUUGGCGCCACUCGCUGCGCUCCAGUCAACCACACGAUCCAGGCCAAAAAGUUUACAAAACUUGCUGAUGAAUACAUCUUUCUUGAAUUGGAGAGACUGAAUGCAUGCAAGCCGCAGCUCCUUGCUUUUUCGCAACUCCAGACACUUCAGGCCGCUGUGGCCAUGACCUCCAACUUCAUGAUGAACCACAACGACUGGUCUCUCCGAGAAAGAGCGCGACUGAGAAGACUACCCACUCUGCAAUUUAUAUUUGACGAGACAGCUGUCCGUAUAGCCGCGAUGACCGCCAUGAUUGACUGGAAUCACUCGCGAAUGUUCUAUAGCCCACCGAAUAUCACGAUCGGAGAAAUGAAAGGCAGCCUCCCAUGUCAUCGUGAGCUUUGGGAUGCUUCGAAUGCGACCGCAUACAUUGUCGCCAAAGAAACUUUAGACGCGGCGAGCCUGGCAACUAUCUCGAGACUCAACACAUCAAUUGCGGAGUUCAUCUCGACCCUCAUGGCCAAAAAAUGGACCAUUGAUGCUGAAAUAUGCCAUCUGAACGUUACUUCACAGUCGUUUAGUGUAACAAGUCUAGCUAUUACUGCCUUGACUAUUGCUGCCUCAUGUGACUCCGUCAACUCUGGGCAGGAGGGCGAGCGAGAGGAGGACCUGUCAUUAAUUUGCUAA